AUGACCUGGAGACUGACUGAUGGUCUUGUGAUUGACCCUCAUUUUGUGGGCAUGGAUGAAGACGUCAAGAUUUUGGUCUCGAAGAUGAAGGAUGACAAAAGGCAGCGAAUAGUGAAGGUGUAUGGGAUGGGUGGUCUCGGAAAAACCACUCUUGCGAGAAAGAUUUUGAGUCAACUUGAUAGCAACGCAAAGAUUGAAGACAUGGAUGUUCAAAGUUUGCGGACAAAUAUUCACAGUCUCUUGUCGAAGAUGAAAUGUGUGAUUGUGAUAGAUGAUAUAUGGGAAGAUGCACACUGGGAGAGCAUAAGGAGAGCUAUUCCGUUGACGCAUAUGUGGAAUCAUUUGAAAAAGAUUGGAAGAGAAAUUGUGUCAAAGUGUGAUGGGCUACCACUAUCAAUUUGUGUUAUUGGAGGAAUUUUGCGCCAAACAAAACACACUUUGCCAGAAUGGAGAGAGAUAAAUGAGAACAUCGGAUCAAAAUUGAGGCAUGGAGAUGGUGUUAAAGAAGAGGAAAGAGUAAAACAGGUGCUUGAGUUGAGCUAUGAUGCUUUACCUUAUCACUUGAAACCAUGCUUCCUCUAUUUAGCAUGUUUUCCUGAGGAUCACAAGAUUGAUACAGAGAGAUUGUAUUUAUUAUGGAUGGCGGAAGGCUUCAUUUCAUACCAAGAUAAAGAACCUAACGAGACUCUAAGAGAUGUUGCCCAAAGAUAUCUAACUGAACUUGGUAUGAGGUGUAUGGUUCAACUGCAUGAAGCUGAGUAA
Salvia hispanica is the source of this 762-nucleotide messenger RNA. NCBI's taxonomy places the organism in Eukaryota, Viridiplantae, Streptophyta, Magnoliopsida, Lamiales, Lamiaceae. The record is from RefSeq and is a predicted model, not a curated record.